CAUAGAAUUAUAACGCGUAAAGAACCAUACAUUAUUUGUUAUCUUAAUAAAACAUUUUUUAUAUGAACAGUAUUUAUUUAUUUCAUCGUGACGUGGUGCAUAUGUACCUAUCUCUACAUGUGAAAGCAGCAUGUCCCGAGUAAUGUCAAAUGAAUACAUAUACGUAACGAUUAAGAACAAGUUACGUAGCCUACCUACAGAAAUGCCGGUUUUUAAGAUAUUUAAUAUUAUUAUUAAGUAAUAUCACGUUUUAAACGAAACUAUUUCAUUUGACACAUGCAUUUCUAACGCAAUACCAAAAUAUAACAUUAUUUGAAAAGAUCUUCGGAAUGUCUGUUCUUAGUGUAGGAUUACUUUUCGGUCUUUUAUCUUCGGUAAAUGGAGUACGUGAGUACGAGAAGAAAGAUUUAAUCGCUUUAAGGGAAGAAGUGCGAUCGAUGUUUGACCAUGCUUAUUCGAGCUACUUGGCAUAUGCUUACCCUUACGACGAGCUACGUUCCUUAAGUUGCGAUGGAUUUGAUACAUGGGGCAGCUUCUCAUUAACGCUCAUCGAUGCUUUGGACACCCUUGCUGUAAUGGGCAACUUUUCCGAAUUUCGACGAGUGGCAGAAAUAAUAAGUGGUAGAGCUAAUUUUGAAGCCAAUAUAAAUGUAUCCGUAUUUGAAACUAACAUUCGAGUAGUUGGAGGAUUACUCAGCGCUCACUUAUUGUCACGAAAAGCAGGUGUCAAUCUAGAACCAGGGUGGCCUUGUAACGGUCCCUUACUGCGGCUUGCAGAAGAUAUGGCUAAACGAUUAAUUGCAGCUUUUGACACUCCAACAGGAAUGCCAUAUGGUACAGUUAAUUUAAAAUAUGGAGUACCUAAAGGUGAAACUAGUAUUACAUGUACUGCUGGCAUAGGUACAUUCUUGUUGGAAUUUGGAACUUUAUCUAGAUUAACUGGAGAUCCGCUAUAUGAAGAAGUAGCCUUAAAUGCUAUUAAAGCAUUACAUUAUUAUAAAUCAAACAUUGGACUCGUUGGUAACCAUGUAGAUGUGUUAACUGGUCAUUGGACAGCUCAAGAUUCAGGGAUUGGUGCUGGUGUGGAUUCUUAUUUUGAAUACUUAGCAAAAGGUACUUUAUUAUUUCAAGAUCCAUUGCUGGCAACUAUUUUCCAUGAACAUAAAGCAGCCAUUGAAAAGUAUAUUCGUCGAGCGGAUUGGCAUUUAUGGGUUUCUAUGACAAAAGGUCAAGUAACCUUACCAGUGUUUCAGUCUUUAGAUGCUUAUUGGCCUGGAGUUCUGAGCCUUUUUGGAGAAAUUGGAGAUGCUAUGAAAUCAUUGCAUAAUUAUCAUCGUGUUUGGAAACAAUUUGGAUUUACUCCAGAAUUUUAUAAUAUUCCACAAGCUGAAGCAGGCACUAACAGAGAAGGAUAUCCAUUAAGGCCAGAACUCAUAGAAUCAGUUAUGUAUUUAUAUAGAGCAACAGGUGAUCCAUAUUUGAUACAAGUAGGAGUGGACAUAUUAAGAAGUUUGCAACACAGUGCUAAAACUACAUGUGGCUAUGCAACUAUAAAUGAUGUUAGAGACCAUAGAAAAGCAGAUAGAAUGGAGUCUUUCUUUUUAGCAGAGACAACAAAAUAUCUUUAUCUCCUAUUUGAUUCUGAUAAUUUUAUACAUAAUUCAGGUCAGAAAGGGGAUGUUAUUGAAACACAAUGGGGUCAAUGUAUCGUAGAUGCAGGGGGAUACAUUUUCAAUACUGAGGCACAUCCUAUAGACCCUGGAGCACUGUAUUGUUGUCAUCGAAGUCAAAAUUUGUUUUCUGAAGAAAAGGCAACAUUGUGGAAAUUCAUCCCAGUGAAUGAACAAAAAGAGGAGGAAGAUGUUGAGCAGAGUAGCUCAUACCAUGAAGACAUCAAAGAAAAAAAUAAUGAAAGACAGCCAAUUAAAAUUGUUAAACUGUCUGAAAUAAAACAUGCCUUUAUUAAUGAUAUAGAGAAUAGUAUAAAUAAAAAUUCAGUCAAUCCUGUGCCCCCCAUCAAUUACAAGACUGAUGAUGUUGUUACAACUGAGGAGAAAGAUAACUUAAAUAUAGAUACUCCAAAUCCUGAAUCAUUGAAAGUACAAGUUGUUGCACCUCCUUCAGUAAUAUAUAAAGUUGAUGACAGUGAAAAUAUUGAUACUUUUGAAACACCUUCUACACCCGAUGAACAUUAUUCUACACCUGUUGUAGGAAAUAACACGGAACCAUAUAUUAAGCAAACUCAUAUAAAAACAAUGAGAUUUGAACCACAAAUAUUAUUAGAGAAUAUUAGGAAAAGAAAUUUAUAUCCUACAAAUGUUACUGCAAAAUUAAAUUAUCAUAUGUUAUCUUGUCAAUCUCAAUCAUUUCUGCAACGAAUAUCAAUUGUAGGAGAAUUUUUUUAAUGUUAUUUAAACAAUGUUACAUAUCACAAAUAGAUUGUUCUUAUUUAAAAAACCUACAAAUGAAAAAACCUAUAUUCCUAUGAAUUUUAAUAGUAAUUAUUUAAAAAUAAAUUCUUAAGCUUAAGUAAAUGUGCAAUA
Messenger RNA from Nomia melanderi (Alkali bee), 2543 nucleotides. It is a transcript of the gene Edem1, whose product is annotated as ER degradation-enhancing alpha-mannosidase-like protein 2. Gene Ontology annotation, biological process: endoplasmic reticulum mannose trimming; carbohydrate metabolic process; mannose trimming involved in glycoprotein ERAD pathway. The record is from RefSeq and is a predicted model, not a curated record. Gene Ontology annotation, molecular function: mannosyl-oligosaccharide 1,2-alpha-mannosidase activity; calcium ion binding. Gene Ontology annotation, cellular component: membrane; endoplasmic reticulum. NCBI's taxonomy places the organism in Eukaryota, Metazoa, Arthropoda, Insecta, Hymenoptera, Halictidae.